This is a messenger RNA of Ictalurus punctatus (channel catfish), 3852 nucleotides long. RefSeq lists its product as uncharacterized. The coding region runs from base 1413 to 2366 and encodes 317 amino acids. NCBI's taxonomy places the organism in Eukaryota, Metazoa, Chordata, Actinopteri, Siluriformes, Ictaluridae. The record is from RefSeq and is a predicted model, not a curated record. The transcript is spliced from 2 exons.
UUUUUAAAAUAUUAGGCACUGAAUUAUGGUGCGGUGACGUGACCAGCCCCCACAUGCUCCAAGUUCAUUCAAAAUAGUCUCAAUCGUUUGUGCUUUGUUUGUGCUGGUUUGUGCUGAUAAAAGUUUAGUUUGUGCUGCUUCCGUUUUUAAUAUAUUAGGCAUUAAGUUCUAUGAGUUUACGUCACCAGCCCCACACACGCUCCAAAUUAACCCAAAAUAGUCUCAAUCGUUUGUGCCGGUUUUUGCCGACUGUCUUUUUUAUUUUAACAAUACAGUUGAAGUAACAAGGUAAAAUCCAACGACAAAUCACAUUAAAUAGUCGCAUUCACGUAAUUGUUACCUAUCCACACUGCAUUUUCAGGUAUUUCUGGCAUCUUUCUGAUAUAAGGGGGGCUCCAGAGCUAUCACAACAAUAAUACUGCGUAGUAGCUCUCUUGCAUUGUCCAUGGAUUGUGACUUGAGAAGCUGUGCCAUUGACCUCACAAAGAAAUCUUUAAUGCGAUGUGAUUUUUUCUUCAAGCAGUCCCACUGGCAGAUCAUCUUGAUGCAGUGUGCAACAUCAACCCAAACAAAACAAGGUGGCACUUUUGCUGACACUUUACCGAGUAAGACACCACAACACUCAUUGAUGUAGGUCUUCAGAUCAGGAUGAGGAGUAAAAGCCUUGACCAGAGCUCCAAGCAAAGCCAGAGAAAAGUCACUCACAACCUCUUUUGGAAUUGGUGCACCUGCACGUACCCAUUCUGUCAGCCAAUGUGUUAUUGCAUUAACAUCGUGUCUCUCUGACUGCAUUUGCACCACUGGGACACUUGAACUCUCAUCCCCUGCCAGAACACCCUGAUAUAAGAAGAUAUGGCCAGACAUGCCAUUUGGUCUCUGUAGUUUCCUCACCACUGAGCCAGUUGCAUCAAAACUCACAGUGGGGGUGGCCAAAUUAGGAAGAUGGCUUGGCUCAGGAUCUCCAAAAUCCAUCAGCUUUGUUGCCUCUGAUGCCCUCCAUACAUGGGGUUCCAUUCUACCCCCACACAGUUCUUUGGCUAUAUGCACACGCAGGUUACCAGACAUCGGACGCUUUGAACAUCUAGAGUGCAGGGAGUCAUCUGUGUUUUUAAUUAAACAAUUGAGCAACAUUGGGCUGUUCAUUUCAGGCUCUCUGUCACAUUUUAUGUGAAUGUAGCCAUGACAUUCCUUACAAUUGCCUCUGAUUUCUAGGAAUUUCUCUGUUACUGAUGGAUAGACCUUGGCUCUUUUAAAGACAAAUGUGCAGGGCCUUUUUGCUUCUUCCCAAAUGUGAUGAUUUAUCACAUGUGUCCAGAUGCCAGGCUUCAAAAUUGUGUAUUCCCCUUUUUGUGUUUUAGAGAACUUGUUUUUAUAUUUAACUGUUUUGGGCAUGAAUUCAAUCCAUUUCUGAAAUGGAACUUGAAGAUCAAAAGUCCAGCAAUCUUUUGGUCUUGGGGAAAGGGACCCUGGCUCAAAAUCAGUGUCAUCACUACUGCCACUUGUUUCAUGAUCACUUUCAUAAUCUGUAUGAUACACAGUUGUAUGUUUCAGCGAAGCCAGAGGACAGACAGAAGCUUAGUAAAGUUGAGGAUUGUGUAAAGGACAUUAGACGUUGGAUGUUAACUAACUUCCUUUUACUUAAUUCUGAUAAAACAGAAAUACUUUUAUUAGGCCCACGUGUGGCUAGAAGUAAUCUUUCUGAUCACAUGGUUACUCUGGAUGGUCUUUCUGUUUCAUCAUGUACAGCAGUUAAAGACCUUGGAGUGACUAUUGACUCCAGCCUAUCAUUUGAUGCUCAUGUGGAUAAUAUUACUAGGAUAGCUUUCUUUCAUCUCAGAAAUAUUUCUAAGAUAAGAAACAUAUUGUCACUACAUGAUGUGGAAAUACUAGUUCAUGCAUUCGUCACCUCUAGAUUAGAUUACUGUAAUGCCUUACUGUCUGGAUGUUCCAGUAGGAAUAUAAAUAAGCUCCAGUUAGUCCAGAAUGCAGCUGCUAGAGUCCUAACUAGAACUAGAAGAUACGACUAUAUCACACCAAUAUUAUCAGUACUGCAUUGGCUCCCAGUAAAAUCUCGCAUUAACUAUAAAAUACUUUUAUUAACCUAUAAAGCACUAAACGGUCUCACGCCACAAUAUCUAAGCAACCUUUUGGUUUUAUAUGAUCCGCCAUGCCUACUUAGAUCAAAAGAUGCAGGCUAUUUGACAGUACCUCGAAUAGUGAAGGCUACAGCAGGGGGAAGAGCCUUCGCUUAUAGAGCCCCACAGUUAUGGAACAGUCUUCCUAUUAGUGUUUGGGACUCAGACACAGUCUCAGUGUUUAAGUCUAGGCUUAAAACGUAUUUGUUUACUCAAGCCUACCCUGACUAGAUUCUGUUCUUCUACUUUGCAGUCAUAAUAAUCUCCCUCUCUCCUUUCGCCGAGCCCCACACGAAUUUAUGGAGAUACUAGAGAUCCAGAUCCUCUCUGCCUCUGGAUGGAGCUCAAAUCUUCUCUAAUUCCAGACUGCUGAGACUACGGCUGCUCCUAAGGCCAUACAGACUUCAUAUAAAUUCAUAAUGAACUUUUUCACACUACCUGUUGUUACCCAGAUGAGGAUGGGUUCCCUUCUGAGUCGGGUUCCUCUCAAGCUUUCUUCCUCUUAAAACAUCUUAGGGAGUUUUUCCUUGCCACCGUCGCCACUCAGUGGCUUGCUCAGUUGGGAUAAAUUCACACCUUUAAUAUCUGUAUACCAUGUUGAUAUUUCUGUAAAGCUGCUUUGAGACAAUGUCUAUUGUAAAAAGCGCUAUACAAAUAAAAUUGAAUUGAAUUGAAUUGAACUGAAUCAAACCCUAAAGCAGUCCAAAUGUUGUGUCUGUUCAAUUUAACAAAUGUAUAUAGAGCCUUUGCAGUGAUCUUGUUUUCUACCUGCUCACUAAGCUCUGUCCAGAUGCUCUGAUUAGGAGUAGCUAUGUUGCCAUUUUGGACUAUGGCCUUUUUUGAUGAACAGAGGACUGUCAAAAUUGAAUCCCUGUCGACCGCUGCUUUCUUGGGCAUCUGGCAUAAGCAAAACAUAAUUACCCACUGAAGUAAUCCUGAUGCAAAAAAUGUCAUACACUGUAAACUUGUUUUCAUGUAUUACUGUAUUUGCCAGAAUACAAGGAAAAUAUAGUAAUAAUAUAUAAGGAUAUUAUAUCUUAUAUUAGGACCAAUAUGGUAAUGUUGACAAUCAUAGCUCCAUUAGCCAUACUAGUAUUAACAAUGAGUUUUCUGUUCAAGAAACAUUGACAAUCUUAGCUAUUUGAAUGUUGUACCAUUAUGAUUAAAGUUAACUAAUAAUAUUCUAACUGACAGUGUUAAAAAAUUGUACUUACACUGGCCAGAAUUUUGAUUUAGUAACUGUGUCGACUUUUCCUAUACUAACAACACUAAUUUCCACAAGAGCACCAUGAACAGAAGUGUCACACCUAGUGGUGGGAGUGAAGUGUAACGGAUUAUUCUACUUGUAAAUAAAUGAAAAGUUCAAUCAUGAGAGACCAGUGAAUGAAGUGAAGAGAAUUGUUUAUUGAACAAAUUAUGAUAUGAUUUCUCUUGAAAAAGUCUUCGGCAGUUCGACUCUAAAAGUGUGCUCACACCGAGGAGAUUUGCGCCUAUAAUUCAAUGCCUAAUAUUUUGUAAAUGGAAGCAGCACAAACGAAACUUUUGUCGGCACAAACGAUUGAGACUAUUUUGAAUGAACUUGGAGCAUGGGGGGGUGACCCCAGAAUGACCUAUAAAUAUUCUUUUAAUAUCUCCAAAGCCGAAGCAGCACAAACGAUAAUUUUUACGGCACAAACCAGCACAAACGGUGCACAAACGAUUGAGACUAUUUGGGGUG